AUUACGAAAUUUUACAUUUUAAUCAUUCUGUUGCCAAAUUUUGGUAAAGUUCACUAUUGAGUGUACUGAAAUGACUGAAAUAUAAAUGUGCCACAAUGAAAGUAAAUUUUUCAUAUCGUUAUCUGCUCAAGCAGAGCUGAAGGCGGGCGGAAGCGCUCGAGCAGAAGCCUUGGUGUCUGUUUGUUUGUUUGGGCUUGGGCUGUCAGUGGGUUGGCUUAAGUAUGCCAAAUACUGACUUAUCGGUUGACUUGUCCCGCUUUGAAUAGUUGUUCGCUCCUUUCAACUGACGGGCCUGAGGAUGGAGAGUAAACUUAACAUUGUGCCUGGGGAAGCACCAGAGUCAGAUGAUGAGGAGAUUGGGGGCGGCGCGCGCACCACAGGUCUUCAAGGUACAGCUGUCAUGGGAGAGGCCCCAGAAUCCUCAUCUUCAGAGGCAGAUGAUGCAGAUGGUGAUGAGAGACUUGAUAGCGUUCAGAGUGUUAGUAGUGCAGCCAGCGUAUUGUCUCUUUUAUCGCCCAUCAAAGACCCGCUCAAAGACAGUUCAAUAAGUAAUUCAAAGGAUGAAACUAAAUACAAUUCUCUACUCCACAAGAAAUUACGAGAGAGAAAUGCUUCCUUACGGAGAAGUGUGGAAGAUUACAUCCAUCAGAGUGUGGGAACAGCUGCAAGAGAUUUAAAUUCAAUUGAUCAACAUCUUCUGAAAUCACAAGUUACACUUCAAGAAGCAGCUACAUCUUUAAGAAUUCUUCAAUCCAACCUGAGUCACAUACACUCAAAACUGUCAUCAAUAACAUCAUCUACGUAUCUGCCAUCCAUCAAUGUCAAUAAACUGUAGGGAAUUAUAAUUGUUGGUAAUCCUGAUCAUGAGUUUCACAAAAAUGGUAGUGUAAGUUGAAAAAGAAAUUUAUGAGAGAUAUUGUGCAGCCUUUGAGCAAAAGCUGAAAAUAUGAGGAAUGAAUAAAGACUGAAGUAAUUA
Messenger RNA from Frankliniella occidentalis (western flower thrips), 976 nucleotides. RefSeq lists its product as uncharacterized. Gene Ontology annotation, cellular component: BLOC-1 complex. The transcript has 4 exons. NCBI's taxonomy places the organism in Eukaryota, Metazoa, Arthropoda, Insecta, Thysanoptera, Thripidae. The record is from RefSeq and is a predicted model, not a curated record. The coding region runs from base 299 to 835 and encodes 178 amino acids.